CGGAGCCAUGCGAGCCGCUGUCCUGAAAGUGUGGGGAAGCGAGCGGCGGGCCCACAGGACUGUCCAGGGGCUUCCCCGGCACCAGUCGAUGCUGCCAGUGGUGCUCACCCAGCCCCGGCCACCAGGAUGUCCCAGCUCUCCUCCACCCUGAAGCGCUACGUGGACUCGUCCCGCUACGCAGAGACCACCUACAGCAAGACCCCCAGCUAUGGCUCCUACUCCUAUGGCUCCAACCUUGCCACCUCCUACCCAGACAAGGACAAAAUCGGCUUUAAAUUUGGCCCCACUGGCACCUACAUGGCCCCUAGCCAUCUCCGUGCCACGGGCUCCUCCCCGACCAGCUAUGACCCGGGCCGGCUGUCCCUGCACUCCGACCCCAGCAUCCGGCUGAACCUGGGCUACAGGCACGUGCCAGGGCGACCAGUGGGUACCAGCGGCCUAAACGGGGGAUCCUGCUACUCCUAUGCUGGCUCGCCCAGCAGCCCCACCAGCUACAUCCCAGCGCCGGCCUCCCUGAGCCGCAAGAAGUCCAGCAGCCACUCGGACCUGGCGCGAGAGUUUGCAGGGCUGCACAUGUCCGAGUCGUACCGAGUGGACUCUCCUGCCCGCAGCCCCGUCGUCGCCCGCAACCGGCCGGAGCUGUGCGCCCUGCAGAGUCUCUACCAGGCCGCCAGCCGCUCGGAGUACGUUCAGGAGUACCUGCAGUCCUACAGCCGCAAGGGCGGCCGCCCCCUCGCCAGCCCUCACCCCUCGGCCCAGGAGAUUAUCACACCCACCCUGCGCACCCCCAGCCACUGCUUGAGCCAGCCCUGGGAGCGCAGCCAGAGCCGCACCGACUUACCUGCCAGGGAUGCUUCGAACUCCAAGACGGUGCAGGGUCUGACCGGCCUCCGCAACCUGGGCAACACGUGCUUCAUGAACUCCAUCCUGCAGUGCCUGAGCAACACACGGGAGCUGCGGGACUACUGCCUGCAGAGCCAGUACUUGCGGGACCUCAACAACACCAGCCGCAUGCACACAGCCCUCAUGUCAGAGUUUGCAAAGCUGCUCCAGCUGCUCUGGACCUCGCCGCCCAAUGAUGCCGUGAGCCCCUCGGAGUUCAAGACACAGAUCCAGAGAUACGCCCCCCGCUUCGUGGGCUACAACCAGCAGGAUGCCCAGGAGUUCCUGCGCUUCCUCCUCGACGGGCUGCACAGCGAGGUCAACCGGGUGCUGGUUCGGCCCCGCGCCAGUGCCGACAACCUGGAUCACCUCCCGGAUGAGGAGAAAGGGAGGCAGAUGUGGAGGCGGUACCAAGAGCGGGAGGACAGCCGGAUUGGGGAUCUUUUUGUGGGACAGCUGAAGAGCUCCCUGACCUGCAGCGAGUGCGGCUACUGCUCCACGGCCUUCGACCCCUUCUGGGACCUGUCCCUGCCCAUCCCCAAGAAGGGCUACGGGGAAGUGACCCUCAUGGACUGCCUGCGCCUCUUCACCAAGGAGGACGUGCUGGACGGGGAUGAGAAACCGACAUGCUGUCGCUGCAAGGCCCGGACGAGGUGCACCAAGAAGUUCAGCAUCCAGAAGUUCCCCAAGAUCCUGGUGCUCCACCUGAAGCGCUUCUCGGAGGCCAGGAUACGCACCAGCAAGCUCACCACCUUCGUCAACUUCCCGCUUAGGGACCUGGACCUGCGGGAGUUCGCAGCACAGAGCUGCAACCAUGCUGUUUACAACCUGUAUGCCGUGUCGAACCACUCCGGGACCACCAUGGGGGGACACUACACAGCCUACUGCAGGAGCCCCGUGUCCGGCGAGUGGCACACCUUCAAUGACUCCCGCGUCACCCCGAUGUCCUCCAGCCACGUGCGAGGCAGCGAUGCCUACCUGCUCUUCUACGAGCUGGCCAGCCCGUCUUCCCGUAUGUAGCUCCUGCCGCCCAGCCCCGGAGCCUGGUGCCCGUGGGGCAGAGAGGACAGGACCACGCCUUGGGGGGCAGGUGCACAGGGCCCUGCCCCAGGCCAGAAGAGAUGGCAAGGCUGCCCUUGGCAUGACAUCUAAGGGGGUUCCCAGCAUUGGCUGAGCGAGGAGGAGCAGAGCUGGCACUGAGGAGCUGGAGUUACGGCCUCGCCGUUGGCAGGGGCUGACGUUUAGCUUCGUUUGUUCCCUUUGGUGUGUAAUAAAAUGCUGAGCAGCGA
Alligator mississippiensis (American alligator) is the source of this 2171-nucleotide messenger RNA. RefSeq names its product ubiquitin specific peptidase 2 (gene USP2). Gene Ontology annotation, cellular component: cytoplasm. The coding region runs from base 127 to 1902 and encodes 591 amino acids. Gene Ontology annotation, molecular function: cysteine-type deubiquitinase activity. The record is from RefSeq and is a predicted model, not a curated record. Gene Ontology annotation, biological process: protein deubiquitination. The transcript is spliced from 13 exons. NCBI's taxonomy places the organism in Eukaryota, Metazoa, Chordata, Crocodylia, Alligatoridae.